AUGGGCGACUGGAGCUUUCUGGGGAGACUAUUGGAAAAUGCACAGGAGCACUCCACGGUCAUCGGCAAGGUCUGGCUGACCGUCCUGUUCAUCUUCCGAAUCCUGGUGCUGGGAGCCGGGGUGGAGUCGGUGUGGGGUGACGAGCAGUCCGACUUCACCUGCAACACCCAGCAGCCCGGCUGUGAGAACGUCUGCUACGACAAGGCCUUCCCCAUCUCCCACACCCGCUUCUGGGUGCUCCAGAUCAUCUUCGUGUCCACGCCCACCCUCAUCUACCUGGGCCACGUGCUGCACAUCGUGCGCACGGAACAGAAGAGGAAAGAGCGAGAUGCGGAGCAGCCGAACGGGGACGGCGACCGUGGCCAGAGGGACAGGUCCCCGGUGCGGGACGACCGGGGCAAGGUCCGCAUCGCCGGGGCCCUGCUCCGGACCUACGUCUUCAACAUCAUCUUUAAAACGCUGUUCGAGGUGGGCUUCAUCGCCGGUCAGUACUUCCUGUACGGCUUUCAGCUGAACCCACUCUACCGCUGUGACCGGUGGCCCUGCCCCAACACCGUGGACUGCUUCAUCUCCAGGCCCACGGAGAAGACCAUCUUCAUCAUCUUCAUGCUGGCCGUGGCCUGCCUGUCCCUCUUUCUCAACGUGCUGGAGAUCUAUCACCUGGGCUGGAAGAAGCUUAAACAGGGUAUGACCAACUACUAUAGUGUAGAGACCCCUCAAUCCAGGCUGGGGGCCGCGAAACCGGGGGGCGUGAGCCCACUGCCCCCCUCCCUCUCGGCUCCAGCCACCGGCACUGGGGCGUGCCCGCCUUACUACACUCACUCUGCCUCGUCCCUGGGGCAGGCAAUGAGCAGGGCCUAUCCUGGGGCUCCUUUACCAGCCACAGACGUCACCAAGGAAGCUCUGUCUGAGGCGCAGGGGAAGGGCCACCCUGACAAAUUCUAUGACAGCAGCCAACACCUGCUAACGGCAGAGCAGAACUGGGCCACCCAGGAGGCCGAGCAGCAGCUCUCAGUGAGGAAGGCCACCCCCCCGCCAUUGUCCCCGUCUUCCUCCUUGACCCCUCCGGGCAGCCCCCAGCCACCCCCCCAGGAGCCCGUCCCGGUGGAGAAUGGGAAUGGCCACAGCUUGGGGGAGAGCAGCUUGGCAGUGACUCCCGACCAGGGGGUCCCGGCAGUGACCUCCCCUGUGGAUAUGCACGCGCCGCCUCUGCUCCCCGCUGAGCCCAGACGGUCAAGCACGGCCAGCAAGGCCAGCGGCGGUCGGGCCAGACCCAGUGACUUGGCCAUCUAG
Molecule: messenger RNA, 1293 nt
Organism: Pteropus alecto (black flying fox)
Lineage: Eukaryota; Metazoa; Chordata; Mammalia; Chiroptera; Pteropodidae
Gene: GJA3
Product: gap junction protein alpha 3
Exons: 1
Coding region: 1-1293 (430 amino acids)
Biological process (GO): cell communication; visual perception
Cellular component (GO): gap junction; connexin complex
Molecular function (GO): gap junction channel activity
Source: RefSeq, a predicted model, not a curated record